AUGGAGAUUCUUAAGAGGAGUGCCAUCAAGCCGGAGAGGUUCAAAGACGGUGUCUCAAAGGCAACAGAGAGCCAAGUGUCCUUCUUUCCCUUUGGCUGGGGACCGAGGAUAUGCAUUGGUCAGAAUUUUGCUCUGUUGGAGGCAAAGAUGGCGAUACCUUUGAUUCUGCAGAGACUCUCCUUUGAGCUUUCUCCUUCUUAUGUUCAUGCGCCUUACACGGUCAUCACCCACAGUUCGGUGCGCAUCUUAUCCUCCACAAGCUCUAACCCAAUGCGAUGUUUCCCAAUGAACUUAUCAUACACAGAGGAAACGGGACCAGAUCAUUACACAAAACUCAGUCUUGUUAUAUAUUCAUGUCUGUCAGAAUUAAACCCUGUCGAAUAG
Thlaspi arvense is the source of this 384-nucleotide messenger RNA. The record is from the annotation of a GenBank genome assembly. NCBI's taxonomy places the organism in Eukaryota, Viridiplantae, Streptophyta, Magnoliopsida, Brassicales, Brassicaceae.